Molecule: messenger RNA, 2785 nt
Organism: Colossoma macropomum (tambaqui)
Lineage: Eukaryota; Metazoa; Chordata; Actinopteri; Characiformes; Serrasalmidae
Exons: 9
Coding region: 85-1776 (563 amino acids)
Molecular function (GO): flavin adenine dinucleotide binding; N,N-dimethylaniline monooxygenase activity; NADP binding
Source: RefSeq, a predicted model, not a curated record
CGUUACUAAGGAUACUGCUGAUCCGUUCAUGUUCAUGCAACCACUGUCUUUAAAGAUAUUAGUGCUGACAUCACAUCAAGGGUGAUGAGUAUGGCUAAACGCGUGGCUGUGAUUGGAGGGGGCAGCUCUGGACUGGCCUGCAUUAAGUGCUGCUUGGACGAGGGGCUGGAGCCAGUGUGCUUUGAGAGCAGUAAUGACAUCGGAGGACUCUGGAGGUUUAAGGAGAAUCCUGAGCCAGACAGGGCCAGCAUCUACCAUUCAGUGAUCAUCAACACCUCAAAGGAGAUGAUGUGUUACAGUGAUUUCCCCAUCCCAGGCCAUUUCCCAAACUUCAUGCACAACUCAUACAUCAUGGAAUACUUCCGUAUGUAUGCUGAGCACUUCCAGCUCACACGCUACAUUCGCUUACAGACAAAAGUCCUUCGAGUCACUCCAAGACCAGACUUUGCUCAUUCUGGUCAGUGGGACAUAGAGACAGAGGACAAUGAAGGGAACAGAGAGAAACAUGUAUUUGAUGCUGUGCUGGUCUGCACUGGACACCACUGUCACCCCCACCUCCCUUUGAAAGACUUUCCAGGUCUAGACACGUUUAAGGGGAAAUACUUCCAUAGCCGAGACUACAAGACUCCAGAGGAAUGGCGUAACAAGAGAGCGGUUGUGAUUGGAAUAGGCAAUUCAGGAGGCGACAUCGCUGUGGAGCUUAGCAGGAUGACCAAGCAGGUUUUUCUGAGCACUAGGAGGGGUUCCUGGAUUCUGAAUCGUGUGGGGCCUAAGGGUGUUCCCUUAGACAUGUCUUAUAGCAGAGCAGCUCGAAUGAUACAGAGGUUUUUACCCUAUAGCUUCACCAGCAGCCUGGGAGAGAAGAGGCUCAAUCAGAGGUUCAACCACGCACUGUACGGGUUGCAGCCAAAACACAGGCUGACUAGCCAGCACCCCAUGGUAAAUGACGAUCUGCCUAACCGCAUUCUCUCGGGCACCGUCCUGGUCAAGCCCAAUGUGCGCGAGUUCCGUGGCUCCAGUGUGAUCUUUGAGGACGGUACUAUCGAAGAUAACAUUGACCUGGUGGUGUUUGCCACAGGCUACACUUUCUCUUCCCUUUUCUGCCCUGAUCACGUGAUAUCGGUAACAGGGAACAAGACGUCACUGUAUAAGCACCUAUUCCCUCCAAGCCUUGAGAGACCAACUCUGGCUGUGAUUGGCCUCAUCCAGCCUCUAGGAGCCAUCAUGCCCAUCUCUGAGAUGCAAGGUCGCUGGGCCACACGGGUCUUUAAGGGACUCCUAAAGCUUCCAUCAAUGAAAACAAUGCUGAAAGAUAUCAACGCAAAGGAGGAGGCCAUGGCUAAAAGGUAUGUGGCCUCCCAGAGACACACCAUCCAGGUAGACUAUGUCCCCUACAUGGAUGAGCUGGCUAUGCAAGUGGGUGUACGUCCUAACCUCCUUUGGCUGUUCUUAACGGAUCCUGGUCUGGGUUGGAGGGUUAUGUUUGGUCCCGCCACCCCGUAUCAGUACCGGCUGUACGGGCCAGGCCGCUGGGAGGGGGCUCGCCAGGCUAUCUACACCCAGUGGGAGCGUGUGGCCCAGCCCAUGAAGACACGUAGUGUCCCUAGGCAGGAGUCGCACCACUCUUCUCUUCCUCUCCUCCUGUCCGUGUCUGCUGCUGCUCUGCUCUCAGCUGUCUACUACACUAGGGCCAGCCUCACUGGCAUCCUCCCAGAUAUCUCAUCCCACCUGGACAGGGUAACAGCUUAUCUGCCACAACUCAUGUCAAGGCAGUGACCACUUAACCUGUCUCCAAACUCACCAGAGAAAGCUGAUGUUCUGCUGUAGAAGCAAUAUGUGGAAGAAGGCUGCUAGGUAGAGUAUAAGAAGGGUGCAGCUAGCUGGCAAAAUGACAAUGUUUUAAUUAGUUUUAACAUUUCCAUUUCAAACCAUUAAAGUUUUGUAAAGACAUGUAGUUUACAUAAAUGUCCUGGAGUUUUGAUCAUCUUCUUUCCAGAUAUAGCUAUUGGGGAUUGAUCCUAUUGUUUAUAAACAAGGUACAUUAAAACAUAUAAUUUACAGAUUUAAAAGCUUAGGUUAUGCAUAUAACCCUCUAUCUGAGAAUUCUAGAUGUAUCUCCAUUCCCCGUCUCCUCUACUUUGUUCCACUGAAAUUCUUUUAUUGUGGUUUGAGAGUAUAGUAUUUGGUAUAUAUUCAUUGUUUCAUUUAGACACAAGCUAAAGCCACCUGUAUUGUAGCCUACUCAUAAAAAAUGAGCAAUCUAAAGGGCUAAUUCUGAAUUAAUCAGGCUGCUUUUUUCCUAGUAUUUAAAUCUGAUCAAUCUCAUAACCACAAGAAGGACAGUAGAUUUUGUUAUUGAAAAUUUUUAAAUGGAUAUACCUAUAUAUAUUUUUGCAAAAGGUGUGUUAGCUUAGGACACUUCAUAAAAUCUUUGCCUUUUGAUGCUUUGAAAAUCAUUUCAGUUUAAUUCAUAUGAAAAUGAUUUCAUUUUAAUGACUGUAUUACAUUUUCAUUUUAAAGACACUGUUUUGCGUGCAGUAUAAUCAAUAACUUUUCACAAUUUACCAAGAAGUGCCUUACUUUAACACUUAAUAAAAAUAUAAUUUACUGGCUGAAAGGUUUUUUUUUUUUUUUGGUGAUAGAAUUUGCAAGCAGUUUUCAUGUGGUCUUAAUACAACAUGAUUCAUGUUCUUUGCAAAUAUUGUAGCGAGAAACUAGAAAUCCUGUAACAUUUCAUUAAAUAAUACCAUACUGCCUUAAUUAUGCAUUAAAUCAUUUCUGGUUA